Molecule: messenger RNA, 2307 nt
Organism: Zea mays
Lineage: Eukaryota; Viridiplantae; Streptophyta; Magnoliopsida; Poales; Poaceae
Product: probable flavin-containing monooxygenase 1
Exons: 5
Coding region: 201-1793 (530 amino acids)
Molecular function (GO): N,N-dimethylaniline monooxygenase activity; flavin adenine dinucleotide binding; NADP binding
Source: RefSeq, a predicted model, not a curated record
CUUACAUACAGAGCCCUACCGAGCAGCAGCUACGUUACUAGCGCUCUCGCUCGUCGCUCACACAGCCUCCGAUCCUACGCCUACGUACGCCGGCCGACGACGUCGAAGAGCACUAGCUGAGGCACAUCAGGCGGCUCGAUCGCACCGUACGUCCGUACCCCUUCACCAUCAUUCCAUCAAGCAAGGCAGCAAGCACCGUCAUGGCGGCGGCGCAGCAGCAGUCACGGAGCACGAGGCAGGCGGUGCCGGCGUCGUCGAGGGUCGCGAUCAUCGGCGGCGGCAUCAGCGGGCUCGCGGCGGCGAAGCAGCUGGCGGCGCACGACCCCGUGGUGUUCGAGGCGACGCCGUCCAUCGGCGGGGUGUGGAAGCACUGCGUGUACCGGUCGACCCGGCUGCAGACGCCGCGGCCGGACUACGAGUUCUCCGACUACUCGUGGCGCAACCGCGACGACCCGACGUUCCCGACGCACGGCGAGAUCGUCGAGUACCUCGAGGGCUACGCCGACACCUUCGGGCUGUGGCGCUACAUCAUGCUCGGCGCCAAGGUGGUCGACGUCAAGUUCCUCGGCGGCGCGGCCGCUGGGUUCACGGAGCGCUGGAGCGGCACCGGCGAGGCGCUCCAGGGGAAGCCCAUGUGGGAGGUCGGCGUCGCCACCGCCGGCUCCCACACCGUUCAGUACUACCAGUUCGAGUUCGUGGUGGUGUGCGCCGGCAAGUACGGCGACGUGCCGCGGAUGCCGGUGUCGUUCCCGGAAGGCAAGGGGCCGGAGGUGUUCCGGGGGCAGGUGAUGCACUCCCUGGACUACUGCAAGCUGAGCGAGGAGGAGACCGUGGAGCUGAUGAGGGGGAAGAAGGUGGUGGUCGUCGGGUACAAGAAGAGCGCCAUCGAUCUAGCACUUGAAUGCGCCCAGGCCAACCAAGGUGAGGGAGGCGAGGCUUGCACCAUGCUGGUGAGGACCCUUCACUGGGUGGUGCCGUCCUACUCCAUCUGGGGCCUGCCCUUCUUCCUCUUCUACUCCACCCGCCUGGCGCAGUUCCUGUACGAGCGCCCCAACCAGGGCAUCCUCCGCUCCAUGCUCUGCAGACUCAUGACACCGCUGAGAGCGGGCGUGUCCAAGUUCAUCGAGUCCUACCUGGCGUGGAAGCUCCCGCUGGACAAGUACGGCCUCCGCCCUGAUCACCCCUUCGUGGAGGACUACGCCAGCUGCCAGAUGGCCAUCCUCCCCGACGGCUUCUUCGACAUGGCCGACCGGGACAUGAUCCGCUUCAAGAGGGCCUCCGGCGGCUGGUGCUUCUCCCGCAACGGCGUCCUCCUCGACGACGGCACCGAGGUGGAGGCCGACCUCGUCUUCCUCGCCACCGGCUUCGAGGGCAAGGACAAGGUCCGCGCCGUCCUCCCGGACCCCUUCCGCGGCCUCGUCGUCGACAGGUCCGGCAUGAUGCCGCUGUACCGCGGCACCAUCCACCCUCUGAUCCCGAACAUGGCGUUCGUGGGGUACGUGGAGAGCGUGUCCAACCUGCACACGUCGGAGCUGCGCUGCCGCUGGCUGGCGGGCCUGCUCGGCGGCCGGUUCGCGCUGCCCAGCGUGGAGGACAUGGUGCGGCACGUCGAGGGCGAGGCGGAGGCCAUGCGCCGCACCACGCGCUUCUACCGCCGCCACUGCAUCUCCACCUACAGCAUCCACGACAGCGACGCCAUGUGCGCUGACCUCGGCUCCAGGGUUCUCCGCAAGGGCAACUGGCUCGCCGAGCUCUUCGCGCCCUACAACAACCAGGACUACAAGGAAGACUGAUCGUCAACCGGACCUCCCUGCUGCCACACAAACUGAUGAUUCAACCCAACCCUUUUUAAUUAAUAUUUUUAAAACAAUAUUUUAUAUAUAUACGCGCGUCUGCGUACAUACAUAUAGCAGAAUAAUUUAAGAUUCGUUAUUGGUUUAGUUAUAUGUACUCCUAGUAAUAUAUAUAUGAAGUUAAGGACUACGUACGUGCUACAGCUAAAUAAAUAAUGAUCGGGAGAAAAGAUAUUAGGUCAUGAUCGUCAUGUCAUGUGAACCUAGCGAGAGUUUGGUCGUAGACGACCUGAUGUAGACUUUGAAGGUGCAGUGGUCUCGUUCUUGUCGCGCCCGCGACCGCGAGCGAGAUCUCCGGCCGGAGAAAUACGAGCAGCGCGCAGCCUGGACCAUGCAUGCAUGUGUGGAGCUGACUGCAACUGGAUUUCAUUCAUGUCACGUCCUUGUAAUCCAUUUUUUCUUGUAACGUAUCAAUAAACGGGGUAUGUGUGUAUGUACACGCAAUAGACUAUUC